CGGCUCUUUUCGUCACCCCUCUUUACUCCUCGUUCCUCUCCGUCACUUUCCGUCAACUCCGAGUAGGCUCGGCCUGCUUCAUCUCACCAUUUCGCUUUCCUCUUUGUCGCUCUCUGAUAAAUUUCGUGACUCUUCGUCACUGUCCGUCAGUCCCCGUCACUUUCCGUCAAUUCUCGCCACUUUCCGUCGCUCUCCACCGCCCUUCAGCUCCGCUCGGCUUUUCUCCGUCAGGCAUCGUCUACUUUCGUCACUCUCCGUCACUCUCCGGCUGCUCCCUACCCCGCACUCCAUGGAGAAAGCCUCAGGGACUUUUCCUGCCCUUAGUCCUUUUCCGUCACUCUCCGAUCCUGCUGUCUCUUCAGUCCCUGGUUAUUUCUGGUCUGCCCGUGAUUCUGUCCUCCUCCCUUCACUCCCGGGAGAGUGGCCUGGUCUCUCCUGAGAGGCCUCUCCCCUCUACCCGGCCUGACUGAUGGUGAUGGUGUCUCGCUCUGUCAUCUAUCACCCAGGCUGGAGUGCAGUGGUGCGAUCUCGGCUCACUGCAACCUCUGCCUCCCAGGUUCAAGCGAUUCUCGCACCUCAGCCUCCCGGUAGCUGGCAUUGUAGCACGACAAGCCACAGAAAUAUUCCUCAGACACCGGGUUAAAGAAAGAAGGGCUUUCUUCGGCCAGGAGGGUCAGCACCCUUGCGUCUUAAGAGCCGAGCUCCCCGAAAAAGGAAUUCCUGGGCCUUUUAAGGGUUUACGACUCUAAGAGGUUCACAUGAAAGGGUCGUGAUAGAUGGAGCAAGCGUGGGGAAUGUGACUGAGGGCUACAUGCAUCAGAUAACAGUACAGAAAGUUUUUCAGUGCUUCCUCAUACAGUGUCUGGAAUUUGCAGAUAACACAAAUAGUUUACGUCUGGGGCUAAUAUUAUUAUUUUAACCACCAGGGCCGGGUGGUGGUGCCAAGGACGUCCAGCUAUUUAUCUUACUUCUCUUUUUUUUUUUUUUUUUUUAGCUUUUUGCUUUCUCCCUUUUUCCCUGUUUUAUAAACUAAGGAAGGGGUGUGGGGAAGGGAACGGCAGCAGGAGAAGUGGUGGUCUCCUUCCUUAGGAUUACAGGCACUGGGCUUCAUUCCUUGCUAAUUUUUCUUUUUGUUUUGUAUUUUUAGUAGACAUGGGGGUUUCACCAUGUUGGCCAGGCUGGUCUUGAACUCCUGACCUCAGGUGAUCGUCGGCCUCGGCCUCUGAAAGUGUUGGGAUUAAAAGCACAAGGCACGGCGCCCAGCCAUGUGUUGGCAAUUUAAUCCCCAAAUUCAUGUCCUGAUUGGAGAUGUGGCCUUUGGGAGGUAAUUAGGAUGAGAUAAGGUCAUUAGGGUGGGUCCCAGUCAUGGGACUCGUGGCUUUAUAUGAUGAGGAAGAGAGACUGGAGCGGACACGCACUCUUGCCCUCUCCUCCCUCGCCCGCACUCUCGCUCUCCCCUCCCCUGCCAUGUGCAGCCCUCCCCAGCCACCAGAACUCGCCCUCCCCUCCCCGGCCAUGAGUGGACACGGACUCCCGUCCUCCCGCUCUCCCGCCAUGUGCCGCCCUCCACUGGGCGGGGAUGCUCUGGGCCAUGUGCUGCUUGGGGUCCAGCGGCCGCGAGCCUCCGCUGCUCCUCGGCCUCGUGGGCCUGGGCGCUGGGUGGGGCCGCGGGUGGGCGUCAGGGGCCAGGCUGGGCUCGGAGGUCUGCAAAGGGGCGGAGAAGACCGGCUUGGGCUCCCCGCAGAGGCUGCCAGGGGGCGGCGGUGCACCACCCACCCGGGUCACCUCGGUGCCACCCAUGCCUGCCUCAGGGCAGGCGGACCCACGGCCCUCCACGCCCUCCCUCGCUCGCGUCCUGCCCGGCUGGCCGCUGUUCGCAUCCUCUGGGUAACUCCGUGGGGUCCCGCCCAUUCGGGCGACUGCCCAGGCUGCAGCCCACCAGCUAAUCUCGGCUAUCUUUCCUCACUCAGUUCUUCGCCUCCACCAGCUUCGGCUCUUUUCGUCACCCCUCUUUACUCCUCGUUCCUGUCCGUCACUUUCCGUCAUCUACGAUUAGGCUCGGCCUGCUGCAUCUUCUCUCAUCUGUGUUGCGCUCUGACAAAUUUCGUGAAUCUUCGUCACUGUCCGUCAGUUUCCGUUACUUUCCGUCAAUUCUCGCCACUUUCCGUCCCUCUCCGUCGCCCUUCAGCUGCGCUUGGCUCUUCUCCGUCGGGCAUCGUCUACUUUCGUCACUCUCCGUCACUCUCCGGCUGCUCCCUACCCCACACUCCGGGUGGAGAAAGCCUCAGGGAGUUUUCCUGCCCUUAGACCUUUUCCGUCACUCUCCGAUCCUGCUGUCUCUUCAGUCCCUGGUUAUUUCUGGUCUGCCCGUGACUCUGUCCUCCUCCCUUCACUCCUGGAAGAGUGGCCUGAUCUCUCCUGAGAGGCCUCUCCCCUCUACCCGGCCUGACUGAUGGUGAUAGUGCCUCGCUCUGUCAUCUAUCACCCAGGCUGGAGUGCAAUGGUGCGAUCUCGGCUCACUGGAACCUCUGCCUCCCAGGUUCAAGCGAGUCUCGCACCUCAGCCUCCCGGUAGCUGGCAUUGUAGCAGGACAAGCCACAGAAAUAUUCCUCAGACACCGGGUUAAAGAAAGAAGGGCUUUCUUCGGCCAGGAGGGUCAGCACCCUUGCGUCUUAAGAGCCGAGGUCUCCGAAAAAGGAAUUCCUGGGCCUUUUAAGGGUUUACGACUCUAAGAGGUUCACAUGAAAGGGUCGUGAUAGAUGGAGCAAGCGUGGGGAAUGUGACUGAGGACUACAUGCAUCAGAUAACAGUACAGAAAGUUUUUCAGUGCUUCCUCAUACAGUGUCUGGAAUUUGCAGAUAACACAAAUAGUUUACGUCUGGGGCUAAUAUUAUUAUUUUAACCACCAGGGCCGGGUGGUGGUGCCAGGGUCGUCCAGCUAUUUAUCUUACUUCUCUUUUUUUUUUUUAGCUUUUUGCUUUCUCCCUUUUUCCGUGUUUUAUAAACUAAGGAAGGGGUGUGGGGAAGGGAACGGCAGCAGGAGAAGUGGUGGUCUCCUUCCUUAGGAUUACAGGCACUGGGCUUCAUUCCUUGCUAAUUUUUCUUUUUGUUUUGUAUUUUUAGUAGAGAUGGGGGUUUCACCAUGUUGGCCAGGCUGGUCUUGAACUCCUGACCUCAGGUGAUCGUCGGCCUCGGCCUCUGAAAGUGCUGGGAUUAAAAGCACAAGGCACGGUGCCCAGCCAUGUGUUGGCAAUUUAAUCCCCAAAUUCAUGUCCUGAUUGGAGAUGUGGCCUUUGGGAGGUAAUUAGGAUGAGAUAAGGUCAUUAGGGUGGGUCCCAGUCAUGGGACUCGUGGCUUUAUAUGAUGAGGAAGAGAGACUGGAGCGGACACGCACUCUUGCCCUCUCCUCCCUCGCCGGCACUCUCGCUCUCCCCUCCCCUGCCAUGUGCAGCCCUCCCCAGC
Symphalangus syndactylus (siamang) is the source of this 3462-nucleotide messenger RNA. RefSeq lists its product as uncharacterized. NCBI's taxonomy places the organism in Eukaryota, Metazoa, Chordata, Mammalia, Primates, Hylobatidae. The record is from RefSeq and is a predicted model, not a curated record.